Messenger RNA from Bolinopsis microptera, 738 nucleotides. RefSeq lists its product as uncharacterized. The transcript has a single exon. Bases 1 to 738 code for a protein of 245 amino acids. The record is from RefSeq and is a predicted model, not a curated record. Lineage: Eukaryota; Metazoa; Ctenophora; Tentaculata; Lobata; Bolinopsidae.
AUGUUUUAUAAAGUUGCCGAAAUUCUUCCCAAUCCGAUCGAUUGCAUUCCCCUUGAUCCAUUGGAUCCUUCUACCCCUCCUUCUGAACCCUCUCCUUCCGAUCCCUCUCCCUCGGAUCCUUCUCCUUCCGAUCCCUCUCCUUCUGAUCCCUCUCCUUCUGAUCUCUCUCCUUCUGAUCCAUCUCCCUCCGAUCUUUCUCCUUCCGAUCUUUCUACUUCCGAUCCCUCUCUUUCUGAUAUCUCUCCUUCCGAUCCCUCUUCUUCUGAUCCCUCUCCUACCGAUCCCUCUUCUUCCGAUCCCUCUCCUUCCGAUCCCUCUCCUUCCGAUCCCUCUCCUUCUGAUCCAUCUCCCUCCGAUCUUUCUCCUUCCGAUCUUUCUACUUCCGAUCUUUCUACUUCCGAUCCUUCUCCCUCUGAUCCCUCUUCUUCUGAUCCUUCUUCUUCCGAUCCCUCUCUUUCCGAUAUCUCUCCUUCCGAUCUCUCUUCUUCUGAUCCCUCUCCUACCGAUCCCUCUCCCUCGGAUCCGUCUCCUUCCGAUCUUUCUCCUUCUGAUAUCUAUCCUUCCGAUCUCUCUCCUUCCAAUCCCUCUCCUUCCGAUCUUUCUCCUUCCGAUCUUUCUCCUUCCGAUCUUUCUUCAUCCGAUCUUUCUUCUUCCGAUUCCUCUCUUUCCGAUCUCUUUCCUUUUAAUCCCUCUCUUUCUGAUCCCUAUCCUUCCGAUCACUUUAAAUCUGAUCCGUAG